Molecule: messenger RNA, 2787 nt
Organism: Carcharodon carcharias (great white shark)
Lineage: Eukaryota; Metazoa; Chordata; Chondrichthyes; Lamniformes; Lamnidae
Gene: blk
Product: BLK proto-oncogene, Src family tyrosine kinase
Exons: 13
Coding region: 482-2011 (509 amino acids)
Biological process (GO): cell surface receptor protein tyrosine kinase signaling pathway; protein phosphorylation; innate immune response
Cellular component (GO): extrinsic component of cytoplasmic side of plasma membrane
Molecular function (GO): non-membrane spanning protein tyrosine kinase activity; signaling receptor binding; ATP binding
Source: RefSeq, a predicted model, not a curated record
UGUUACAGUGCAGGAGGAGAUCAUUCGGCCCAACCUCGUGCCAUUCUCCCCUUAACCCCGCACAUUCUUCCUUUUUCAGGCCUGGUUACUCUUUGAAUGCAUUGAUUGAACCUGCCUGCACCACACUUUCAGGCAGUGCAUUCCACACUAAAAUAACCAAAAGAUGCUGGAUCCCCAGUGCCUGUUUUGCGGCAGCAGCUCAGUAAUGUAAGGCAGGUGGGGACGGUGAGCAGCCAGGGCUGAGUGAGGAAAAAACGCAAAGACUGAUUGAAGGAGAAAGGUCAGGUCGGUGUGGAUCUGAGCAGGAACAUCCUGUUGUUUGCCAGCCAGACGGUGAUGUUGGUAUAGCCAGAAAGCGAAAGAGCCGCGGGCCGCUGUUGAGGAAAGUAUUGGCGUAACCGAUGGGAGCCCUGUCUGACCAGCACUGACCUCGCAACAUCUGGUCUCAGAUUUCCAUCCUGCUGCGCCAGUGACACCAUGAAUGAAGAGUUUUACUUGCGGUAAUAUUUUCCAAAGAAACGCGAAAACUGAAGGGAGGAUGGGCUGUGCAGCUAGCAGUGAAAAGAGAAAGCAUAGUUUUACUCGCCAUGAGCUGACUAAUGAGCUGUGCUCUGAAACCAGGCCACAACACGUUCGCAUUGGUAAUCAGGUUUCACCGCUUGGACACUCUCAGGAAAAGAGAGUUGUAGCAUUGUACGACUAUGAACCAACAAGUGAACGUGAUCUGGGAUUUAAGAAAGGUGAACAACUGAUUGUCCUAACAGAAGAAGGAGAUUGGUGGAAGACAAAGUCAUUGAUUUCUGGCAAAGAAGGAUUCGCACCCAGUAACUUUUUAGCAAAGGUGGCUUCGUUAGAAGUGGAAAAGUGGUUCUUCAGAGAAAUAACCCGCAAAGAUGCUGAGAGGCAACUGUUAGCACCUGCCAACAAAUUAGGCACUUUUUUAAUUCGAGAGAGUGAAACUAAUAAAGGUGCCUUUUCACUUUCUGUGAGGGACUGUGACUCGAAACAUGGAGAAAUAGUGAAGCACUACAAGAUUAGAACCCUUGACAGUGGUGGUUAUUAUAUCACUCCCAGAGCCACAUUCCCCACUUUACAAAAACUUGUUUUAUAUUAUGCAAAAAAUUCCGAUGGAUUAUGUCAACGUCUGAUUAAGCCAUGUCCAAUGCUGACUCCUCAGAAACCAUGGUGGCCUGAUGAGUGGGAAAUCCCAAGAGAAUCCUUGAAGAUGUUAACUAAACUGGGUGCUGGACAGUUUGGAGAGGUUUGGAUGGGUCACUAUAAGGACAAUGUCAAGGUUGCUGUUAAAAUGCUGAAGGAGGGUAGCAUGUCUCCUGAGGCUUUCCUGGCUGAAGCCAACCUAAUGAAGGCACUUCGGCAUGACAAGUUGGUGCGGCUGUACGCUGUUGUGACGAAAGAACCCAUAUACAUAGUGACAGAGUAUAUGGCAAAAGGUAGUUUGCUGGACUUCUUAAAGACUGACGAAGGAAGUAAGAUUCAGCUAGCAAAAUUAAUUGACAUGUCUGCACAGGUUGCAGAGGGAAUGGCAUUUAUUGAACAGAAAAACUACAUCCACAGGGAUCUGCGAGCUGCCAAUAUUCUAGUGGCGGAUACAUUAGCCUGCAAAAUUGCAGACUUUGGCCUUGCCAGGCUUAUAGAUAAUGAAUACACGGCACGUGAAGGUGCCAAAUUCCCAAUCAAAUGGACAGCACCAGAGGCUAUUAAUUAUGGCACAUUCACAAUCAAGUCUGAUGUCUGGUCCUUUGGAGUACUUUUAACAGAAAUUGUAACUUAUGGGAGAGUACCAUAUCCAGGGAUGAGCAACCCUGAAGUGAUUCGUAAUUUAGACCGUGACUAUCGAAUGCCAUGUCCCGAUCAUUGCCCAGAUGAACUCUACGAUGUCAUGAUGACUUGCUGGAAAAAGGUUCCAGAAGAUAGACCCACAUUUGAAUAUUUACAAAGCAUUCUGGAGGACUUCUUUACAGCCACAGAAGGACUGUACCAAUAUACUUAGCUACAAACACCUCUUGGGCUACUGAAGAGAAUAGUUGAUUUAUCCUGAGUCUCAAAUUAUGCACUAUGUUUCCAUUCCUAUUUAGCUGAAAACAUUUGCAAUUUAAAUUGAAUCACUGGGUCUUCAAACAUUUCUUUGUCAGAUUCAAUUUUCUAUUGUUAAGACUGUACUAAAAAGCCAGAAGGUUUGUGCUUGACCCUGGCUGAGCUAUCAUUUGGGCUGAAUUUCAGAAGACUGUACUCUAGUGCUAACAAGAUUUUGCUAACAGAAAGAAUUGCUGGGAACAUGUCAAUAAAAGUGCCUUUCACAUAUUAUGGUGUGUUUAAAAAAAUGUCUUUGCCCCAAUAAGAAUACUCCCGGCAGUUGUGAUUGGGGCAUCUUCUCUGGACCUCUUGUCCAUUAGUCAAAACAUGUUCAUUAUAAUGGAGAUGCAUUUGGAAACUUAUCUUGAACUUGCCAUCCUGAAACUUUCCACAGUAUGUGCCUGAGCUGUUGUGAUUUUGCUGUCUUGGUUUCCAAAAGCAACACUGAGAGCAUGCUGGACUGUACAUUGUAUUUUCAUUAUGUUUCAUGUUCUAUCAUAUAUUACAGUGCCUGACCACUUUUAAACAAAAGCUAUAAUUGCUUGUGCUGAAAUUUCUUUUGCUGAAUUAUUUGUUUUGGUUGGUAAUUUAUUCCAAAUGCAGGACACAUCAGCAGACAGUUCCUCAAAGUUAUAGUAUUUUUGUGGAGAUUUAUGCACUGUUUUGAAUUCUCAAAUUAAAAUGAUGUUUCUC